AUGUACAUCAGUGGUGACUCUGACACCAUGCUGGAUCCUGCUCCUUCUGUGGAGAUGGUGAAGGUUCUGGAAGACGACCCAUGUGGAGGAGUGGAGGAGACGUCCAGCCUGCAUCCAGCCCUCCAAGGCACUUAUCCUAGUGAAUCCUUGACUCAUUGUGUACUGUGUGAAGAAAAAGAUGGCAUCCUGUAUCUUAACUGUGAGGAGAGAAAUAUCAGCAAGAUCUCCCAAAUCAAAGUGCCGUCAGCUCUACCUUUCCACCUCAAUCUGUACAAAAAYGACUUGGUGGAGUUGCRKGCAGAAGACUUGGAAGRUUUAAAGAAUGCCGUUUCACUUCAUCUCGGGGCUAAUAGCAUACAAGAGCUUGAACCUGGSGUCUUUAGUGCACUGGGCUCCUUGAAGAAGCUCCACAUCAACAGUAAUUUCCUGGUCAUGUUGAAGGAAGACACUUUUCACGGCUUGGUAAAUUUGGAGUUUCUCCAGGCGGACACAAACUUCAUCCGYGUGGUCGAGCCGGGGGCAUUCAGCAAACUCAUCCGCCUCAAAGUUCUGAUCCUCAACGACAACGYCAUCGAGUUUCUUCCCAGCAAUAUUUUCCGGUUUGUUCCGCUCACCCACUUGGACCUGCGGGGGAACCAGUUACAGACCCUGCCUUAYGUUGGCUUCCUGGAGCACAUUGGGCGGAUCAUGGAGCUUCUUCUGGAGGACAACGACUGGAUGUGCGAUUGUGAGAUCCUUCACCUGAAGAUCUGGAUGGAGAACAUGCGGGCCCAGUCGGCCAUUGGGGAGGUGGUCUGCAGCAGCCCCCAMCASCUCAGGGGCACCAUCCURGCCAAAAUCAAACGGGAUGUUCUCUGCCCYUCUCACGCYGAUAUCAACUUAGAGGAGCCUUCCAAGUCACUGGACAUGGUGGUCACUCCGUCUUCCAAAGUGGCAGAGAUUCCGAAGUURGAGGRCGCCAAGGAYGACGYAAAGAUUCCGACACCUGCUUAUGUUCCAGGGAGUCCUUGUGUGGAMCACUGUUCUUGUCACAGUCACCCUGUGGCUGGGUUUUUAAUGCAUUGUCAGGACAGAGGRAUUCAACGGAUUUCAGAUAUUGGAAUACUUGRGCAAAGCCCYACCAAGCUGGUGCUCACAGGAAAYAUGAUUCAGAGACUGUUGAAAUAUGACUUKGUCACAUAUGAYGGUUUGGAGUUAUUGAAUUUAGCCAACAAUCGAAUYGAUUACAUUGACAAUGAAAYUUUUCUCAGCUUAAGCAAUUUGAAAAAACUUUAUCUCAAYGGCAACAGAAUUGAAACCCUUUCCGCRACCAUGUUCAUUGGACUCCACAACCUUGAAUACCUAUAUUUGGAAUAUAACAUUAUCARAGAAAUUGUUCCAGGAGCUUUUAAUCCUUUGCCAAAUCUCAAACUCUUGUCUUUGAAUAACAAUCUGCUGACUAGUCUCCCAUUGCAGAUAUUUCGCAAYRUGCCCCUCACCAAACUGAACCURAGAAAAAAUCUGCUCAUGCACCUGCCUGUUAGCAACGUGCUGGACCAGCUUGACUCUUUAGAGCAGAUUUAUUUAGAGGACAACCCCUGGGACUGCAGCUGUGACUUAGUCAGUCUCAAACAGUGGGUUGAGAAGCUGAGGAAGGACACAGUCGUAGGCUCCAUUUUGUGUCACACACCGAGAAAAGUGGCGAAGGCUGAGCUGAGAGCCCUCAGAAACGAGUUGCUGUGCCCCGGCCUAGUGACCUACUCCUUGCCCACGGACGUGGACGAGAGCGCGACAACCACAGUGGCGACUGACGGCACUAGGAGCGGUUUCUUCAGCUCCAUCACAGACUCAGUUCCACUCUCCGUUCUGAUCCUUAGCUUGCUCGUCACCUUCCUCAUGGUCAUCUUCUGUUCGGCGGGGAUCGUGGUUUUCCUCGUGCACAGACGGCGAAGGAGGGUGAAGAAGAAACAGGCGGAGGAGCAGCCGCGGGAGAGCAGCAGCCCCAUCCACCUGCAAUACAGCAUGUACGGCCAGAAAACCACACACCACACACUGGSGCAGAGGACCGGAAGCACCSUGUACGACGAGCGCUCACACAGCCCCAUCRUCCAGAUCUGCCGCAACCCCACCUACUGCACUCAGCAUAAAGAAUAUGAGWCCGACCUCAAUGAACUGGACGAACCAAAGCACAYCUGUCGUAGCAUCAUGGAGACAGAGAAUACUUCCCCUCUCACAGGCUCUAAUUUGAAGUUCAGAGCUGUGACGUCCGACUGCCCAACUGAGUUCGUAACACUCGGCGAUGCGAGCUCCCUCUAUAAAAACAUACUAGAGAGGGAGAGGGUUAGGGAGCUGCAGCAGCUCGGAAUUACUGAAUACCUCCGGAAAAACAUGUCCCAGCUGCAACCAACGGUAGAGAUGCAGGUCCCAGGAUCAGGACACCACGAGGAACUGAAAUUAAUGGAGACUAUUAUGUUGUCGAGACCGCGGAAGGUCAUGGUGGAACAAACGAAAAAUGAGUACUUUGAACUCAAAGCUAACCUACACACCGAGCCAGAUUAUUUGGAGGUUCUGGAGCAUCAAACUGCGUUUAACUGAUAGAAAAAUACAAUUCAUGGUUUUAUAUUCAACUCGAGAAGUGCCUUGUCCAAAACUGCCAUCUUAUAUUUUCACAAUCUAAGACCUACAUAUCCCACAGCGGUCUUGGACACACAAGUCAUUUGUAGCACAGAAUGUACUGUAUAAUUAUCUAUUUUUUUGUUAUUUUGUUUUCCUAUAGACAUACCGCACUUGAAGUUGCUGAUAUAACAGAUAUUUUGCCCAAAUGUAAUUAUCGGGAAGGCAAAUAGGUACUGCAGGGGUACGUUUUUGUUACCAGUUCAACUUAGAUCUUUGGCAGGCCUCAAUGUUUUCCAUCAGCUCUGUCAGGUUGUUUCCAUCAUAUGCCAUAAUCAGCAUGCUCAAAGUGCUGUAGACUUAACAAAAUGCCAACAUGUAUUCUGGGUCGCAAUGAUGGAGUGCACAUUAGUCCUGUCGUUCAUUAGAUUUAGCCCUUGCAUUAUUUCAAUACCACAUUUUGUAUUCCAACCAGUGGGAACGUGUUUAAACAAAUCCACUUUCUCAAGACAUAGCACUUAAAAGUCCCAGUGCAUAUAUAAAUCAUAUCUUGUAUCUGUAAAGAAAAAAUGCAUUGCACUAAUCAAAUGCCAUUUAAAAGAUGGUGCAUGACAAUCAACUUACUGUUCAACAACAGUUUCUGUGUAUCGUUGUUCCUUUCCUGCUACUGAAGGGGACACAACUACUGAUGUGUAUAAGAACCUUUUGUUUGAGUGUAAUUUUUACAAAUCAAAACCGACCAGUUUCUCUCAGCAUGAUAAAUGUUCAGGAUAUAUGCGUUCACUAUAUUAUUCUGAUUGAGUAAGCAACCCUGUUCAACUCUGAAAAUGUUUUAUGUGAACGUUAUUUUUUACCAAUGAAGAUUAAAUUAUUUAUUCUGUAAAUGUUGUAUAUAUGUUACACAUUCUAUGUUAUUUUGUGCCUUCAGUGUUGUGCAGGUGAACAUGUAUUAAAUGUAAAUAAAGAAUUGCAAUACUGCAAA
Molecule: messenger RNA, 3574 nt
Organism: Salvelinus sp. IW2-2015
Lineage: Eukaryota; Metazoa; Chordata; Actinopteri; Salmoniformes; Salmonidae
Source: RefSeq, a predicted model, not a curated record